Messenger RNA from Anopheles moucheti, 2479 nucleotides. RefSeq lists its product as uncharacterized. The transcript is spliced from 9 exons. The coding region runs from base 516 to 2000 and encodes 494 amino acids. Gene Ontology annotation, biological process: regulation of transcription by RNA polymerase II. Gene Ontology annotation, molecular function: RNA polymerase II cis-regulatory region sequence-specific DNA binding; DNA-binding transcription factor activity, RNA polymerase II-specific. NCBI's taxonomy places the organism in Eukaryota, Metazoa, Arthropoda, Insecta, Diptera, Culicidae. The record is from RefSeq and is a predicted model, not a curated record.
CUUCUCUUCAAGCACACACCAGUCAAAGGAUUUUUGACAGCAGAAUAACAUUCACGAGCAUUCAGAAUUGUGGUUUUUGUGCGAAACAUUUGCUAUGGUUUCGAUACGUUGAAAAUGUUUACGCUGUCGGUGGUUGAUGUGGCAGCAGCCGGUGGUCAGUGAGAAAUUGUAUCAGGAAACGGUGUGGCUACAAAGAAGUGUUUCCCCUAGCAGAGAGUGGUGGUUGUGAAACGAAACAGUGAUAAAACAGGACUCUAAAAGCUACUACAUCGAGCUGAGUGACACUGCUAGCGCAAGUAUCGACAGUGUCCUCCAGUACGUGAAUCAGCAGCAAAGCGGCGAUUCUAGAGGCAAAAGGACGGAAACCCAACAGUAAGCCAGUAGCAGUAACGCAGGCGGCUGAUACCACCCCCUGUGCCCAACUUUUUCGUUGACACCCCCGUACCAAAAACAGCCUCAAAAUUGAGGAAAUCGAGGAAAUCGUGGAGACCGAGGUUAUCCUCUCUCCUGAUGAGAUGCACCAUGAGGAAUUCGAAAUAACGAUGGUACCUAUGGAAUCGACAACCGUGCUGACGCCCUCCGGUGGAACGGGCACGAUGAAGCGAGAUGUGCGGGACAUGGUGCGAGAGGCCACCUUUCAGACCAAGCUGCUAAUGCAGGAAAACGAAGCCCAAGACUAUCAUUUCCAGCAUGCGUCGAGCGCCGAUGAUACGGAAGGAUCGGACCAGGAGCACACGAUGGGCGACAUGACGUUUAAGACCGAUCCGGAUGGAAACGAUACAAUGAACUCCAGCAACCAAAGCUCAAGCCGAAAACGCCGCGGGAAUCUUCCAAAGCAGUCGGUAAAAAUUUUAAAACGAUGGUUGUACGAACAUCGCUUCAACGCAUACCCGACCGAUGCUGAGAAGCUUACGCUGUCACAGGAAGCCAAUCUGACGGUGUUACAGGUGUGCAAUUGGUUUAUUAACGCGCGGCGGCGUAUAUUGCCGGAAAUGAUUCGUCGUGAUGGGCAUGAUCCAAUGCACUACACCAUCUCUCGGCGGGGCAAGAAGUUAAGCGGUCAGCUAGUGGUGGGGCACGAUGGGCAGAAUCCGCUUACGAUGAGCCCAGCGUCUGAAGUGAUUGUCGGUGCGACGGAGGAGAUCAUCGAGGAGGAGGAGGUGAUCGAGGAUGGCGUACCGCACAUCAUCACCAGCCACGGCCAGCAGUUUGUGCAGACACCAUCCGGAUUGGUGAAAGUGGAAGAAGAUGUAGACUUUGAAGAUCACAUCAUCUAUCGUUCGGACGACAGUAACAUCGAGUAUGAGUACGCGCAAAGCGAAGAAGAGAUGCCAGUCACGGAGCAGGGCGACUGGGACGGCAUAAUCCGUUAUGCCAAUGAGAAGGAUGAAGAAAUUCCUGAAGAAAUUACGGAAGAGGAAGUCAUUGCAUCGGAUGGCGGAGAGAAUGAUUUUUUUACCACGACGUCACACACUAAUCUCGCUAAUAUACCCCUUCAGCAAAAUGCGACCCAUGUUACAGGUGCAGCUCGCCCAACUGUGACGACGACUGCUGCCAAAAUAAUUACAUCUACACCAGUACCAUCAGGCAUGCAGCGAGUGAUUAUCGGCCAGUCGAACGUUAUCACGACACAGGGCGGUACGCUGAAACUUGGCGACAACUUGACAGCCGUCCCGUUACAAGCGGCCCUGAAGGCGGGCCCCAAGAAGCUGACCGUCGUGACUAGCUCCGGCAAAACGACGACCGUGACCGCAACGCCGUUGAGUGAAUCGAACGCGAAGACGAUAACGGCCACACUAUUACCGAGCGGUAAUAAUGCCAACAACAAUAACAACAAUUCCCAGAACACUAAUCCACAUACGACAACGGCAGUGAAGGUAAAAGGUGUAAUUCGCGACGAUAAGGAUCAGUUCAAGUGUUUAUACUUGCUAGUGGAAACUGCCGUGGCCGUGCGCCAGCGAGAAAAGGAGCAGGAUGAUGUGCACGUUCUGGGCAACUAGAAUGAUGUUUUGUCUGGAUCCGGUAGCUGCAGUGAACACUGGCGAUAGAACAGAUGAAACCUGUCGAAACAAGAGGCACACGAUGCAGCAUUUUGUGGUUUUACCAAGUCAUGAAGUAAUGUAGUCGAUGCGUUGGGUAACAAAUGUAUACCCGCCACCAAUCUGUUUGCAUCGUGAGAAUGUGUGGUUUUACAACGGCAGGUGAUGGCUACGCGAUCGUCGAUGUGGAAGAUAUGUGCUUGCUAUGUUUGGAACGGAGAGGAUUGUAUAUAUGGAUAUCUCUGUGUGCUCCCCCGGUGUGAUUGGUAGAAGGGAUAAAACAUUCAUUUUAGUACGUAUCACAUAGGGCGAUAUGCGUUUGUGUUUGUGUACACAAAAACUAGAAAGAUGUGCAUGAGCAUGAGGAGAAUCGAUUAGUUUUUAGAGCAAAAGAGGACGUAACUUGUGAACGUAGAUAAAUUCAAUACUAAGCGACCGUU